GGCUACAUUGUAAUCAGAGCGGAGAGGGAAGAGGACCCGUCCAUAUUAUAGCUGCUGUUUCAGCGGUUUCCAUGGUGAUGGACCCUCCGGGCGGGCGAGAUGAGCGUCGCUCGUCUCAGGCAGAGCGGCUACGGCGGGAGGAGGCCUACUAUCACUUCAUCAACGAGCUGAGUGAGGAGGAGUACCGCCUCAUGAGGGACAGCAACCUCCUGGGGACCCCUGGUGAGGUCACGGCAGAGGAGCUGAGGCAGCGCCUGGACGGAGCGAAAGAGAGGGUGUCGUCUCAGCCUCGACCAGAACCACGCCCACCGGGCAACGAAGGUGGAGAGGAACAAGGAAGCAGUGGAGCUCCGGAAGCGGGCUCAGAGACGUCCAACGGCGACUCCCUGCUGGAGUGGCUGAACACAUUCCGGCGCACGGGCAACGCCACGCGCAGCGGGCAGAGCGGCAACCAGACGUGGCGCGCGGUCAGCCGCACCAACCCCAACAGCGGCGAGUUCCGCUUCAGCCUGGAGAUCAACAUCAACCACGAGCAGCCCGACGCGGGCGAGCACGGCGACGAGCUCCCGGUGCCGCCGCCCCCACCCCCUCCGCCGCCGCCUCCGCCCCCGCCCCCCUCCCAGCCGCUGGCCCCUUCCUCCAUCCGCACGGCGGCCUACAGCGCCGCGAGACCCACGCCCUACACCACCCAGCGGCCCUCGGCGCCCUUCUCCCACGCCCACGCCCCGUCCGCCAGGCCCACGCUGGGGCGCAGGUCCCAGGCCAGGCGCACGCGCAACAGCGCCGCCUCCCCGCUCCCCCCUCCCCCGCCCCUACCCGUACCCCUCACGCCCUUGAGACGCAGCGUGGCCCCCCAGCCCGUGAGCCCCCCACCUGCGCCCGUCGUCGCUGCCGUGGGUCCCACCUCGCAUCCGGGCACCGAAGGCGGCACCGGGGGGCCGGCCCAGCCACAGCCCCCCUCGUCAAGCCCCCCCACUGGGGAGGCUCAGCCACAGCAGCAGCAGCAGCAACAGGAGGCCCCUGAGGAGGCCCCCGAGGACCCCCCCUGUGCCGCACCGGCCCAGGAAGCCCAGCAGGGGGCGCCAGGUGGGCGCGAGGCACGCAGCAGCAGGACUCGAUUGCGCGGGCGCGUGCGGAGGGCGCUGGCCGGAGGAGGGGGCGGGACUGGGACCGGCGGCGGUGGGCUGGCGUCCCGCUCGUCACGUCGAAGCCGCUCCCCCUUGCACAGGAGUCCCACCGCCACCCCGGCCGCCGCCGCCGCCGCUACCGUCGUCACCGCCUCCUCCGGCACCGGCGCCAGCGCGGCCCACACCGCCGACCCGGCCGAGCUCGGAGGCAGCACGACGGCCACCGUGGCCAUGGAGACGGGCGAAGCGGCUCCCGCCGAGCCGGCGGCGCCCACGGCGGAGGGCCCGGCGGCCGAGACUAACGAGGAAGAGGCCGAGUCCCACGGCGGGACGGGUGCGGGAGGAGCCCCAGGGGCCGGGGGAGGCGGCGGCGGAGGAGGAGGAGGAGGAGGGGGCGUGCGGCGCCACCCCACCAUCAUGCUGGACCUGCAGGUGCGCCGCAUCCGCCCGGGCGAGAACCGCGACCGCGACAGCAUCGCCAGCCGCACGCGCUCCCGGGCCCGCGCCGCCGAGAACACCGUCACCUUCGAGAGCGACAGCGGCGGCUUCCGCCGCACCAUCUCGCGCUCGGAGCGCGCCGGCAUCCGCACCUACGUCAGCACCAUCCGCAUCCCGCUGCGGCGCAUCAGCGAGACGGGCCUGGGCGAGCCCAGCUCCACCGCGCUGCGCUCCAUCCUGCGCCAGAUCAUGACCGGCUUCGGCGAGCUCAGCUCCCUCAUGGAGACCGAGGCCGACUCCGAGAACCGGGGCGGGGGAGCGGGGGCGGCGGCGGCCGCUGCCGUGGCCUCGGGCGGACAGGACGGAGGCGGGGCCGGUGGAGGCGUCGCCGUCGGAAACGAGGGAUUGGGUGGUGGCGCUGGCGGCGGUGGCAUCGGGGUCGGCGUCGGCGUCGGGGUCGGGGUGGACGGCCGGCCGGCCAGCAGGGACACCAACAACCUCGUGGAGAACGGCACGCUGCCCAUCCUCCGGCUGGCGCACUUCUUCCUGCUCAACGACGAGGAGGACGAGGAGCACCCGCGCGGGCUCACCAAAGAGCAGAUCGACAACCUGGGCACGCGCACCUACGGCCAGGCCAGCCUGGAGGCCGAGGCCGGCCGCGCCUGCAGCGUCUGCAUCAACGAGUACGCCCAGGGCAACAAGCUCCGCCGACUGCCCUGUGCCCACGAGUUCCACAUCCACUGCAUUGACCGCUGGCUCUCCGAGAACAAUACCUGCCCCAUCUGCCGGCAGCCUAUUCUGUCCAGCCAUCACGACUGACCCCACCCCCUCCCCCUAAUCCCACUUCUCUAGCGAUUUUUCCCCGACUCACCCCAGUUUACCCCACAAUGACAUUUCACACCUCCAGCCACAGGGUGGAGCUGUGUUUCUGUAAAUACGCGCUUCAAUGUUUUCAUUCAUGGAGAUCCAUUGUAUUCGAGCUGAAGGUAGACAGAAAAAAAAAAGAGAUACCAAAAGUGGAAUCUAUAAUGCAGAGAAAUUAACAAAGCUUUAUUUUUUUAGACCUCUUGUGUUUCAGCGACUUUUUUUUUUCUCUCCCUUCUUUCUUUUUUUUCAUUUUUCUUUGCACUCUGUCUCUUCUGUGACCUCCCUGUACUACACACAGCAUGACUAACGGCUGCAGAGUUACUCUUAGCAGGACGCCUAACCCAGUCAUUUUUAAUUUCCCCUGCCAGGUCUACGCUAUGCUGUCAUACACACAGACUCCAGGAGCAUUCAGACAGACUGAUGAACAGACACAGACAGACAGACAGACAAACCUCUGGCAUUAAAUCCAGAUGUGUAAAUAUAUGGACAACUCAUUGCUGGGUUGAAAUGAUUUUGGGAGACAUUGAGAUUUUGGGUCUUGAAAAAUUGGAAGAAAAGAAAAAUGCCAAUUUGCAUCCUUAAAAGAAUCCCAUACGUUUUAAGCGCUUACAAUGGAAUCCUCCAUUUUGUAUUUUAAAAAGCUCUUAUUAGAGAACGCCAUUUAAAUUAUCGGACUCCUUUGAAAAGGUAUAUUAAUGCGUCUUCAAUCAAACAGGAUUUUAAAUAGUUUUAAUCAGGAUGGCAUUGAGGUGUGUGUUUUUUUUUUUUAAUCUCAUCACAUUUUUAUUUCAUUUUACCUCACAUGUACUCUUUACUUUUCUCAUCAGUCCGUGAUUUUGUUCCCAACUUGCUGCUUCUCCGGCUUCGUUUGAUAUGAAAGGUCAUAUGGUUAUCAUUUACAUUAUUUUAAUCAGUCUAUCUUACACUACAGCCUGUGGGCAACACAACAUGCCAGGUGUAAGGGUGUCUUGAUAUUUAGGCAUUCACUUCAUACUGUGUUCAAUCAUUAUUUUGAUUAUAAUUUAAAAUGUUGUGUCCUAUUUACAGUUCAUACAUUUUAGUCCUUGUUUCAGCUAAUAGGAAAUGUGGGAACAUGGGAAAUUGUGCAUUUGAGUCUCCAAGUGAUUAGUCAUCUAACAUCUCUGGAAAAAAAACAAAACGUAAAGCAGUUGCACUUAACCUCAGCAAAUGGACUGUGCGUCAAUAGUUUUGCAUGAUAGUUUUCUACCCACCCAGUUUAUUUUGCUGUAACAUUUUACAAGUUGUAAAUUAUCAAAGACAAAACCCAACACAAUUCUUGUGACUUGCUGAAUGAAAGAUAAUCAGGAAGUCUGCAACCCAUUUUCCCCAUGCACUUGUGCCAGAAGGAGGUCCAUUGGAGGAAUAGUAUUGAAUUCGAGCAGAUGGGUGGAAUUGAUCACCCACUUUUGAGACCCUUAUUUCCAAAAUGAAAUAGGACUGAAGUAAAGUAUUAUAUUUUUAAGAUUUUACUGCAGACACACACUCACGCCCUGCUUCUACCUUGAAGAGCGUCUUUUUGCACCUGAAUGACAAUGGUCACUUUUUCUCCACUGCCUGGUGUCUCUGCCCAUUGCUUCCAUGCAGGUGCUCAUGCUUCUCCGGAUGUUUUGCUUCAGGUCAUGAAACUGAAAGCCACCUUUAUUCUAGCUGCACCUACUUUUUGCAGUGUUGCACUACCACCACCAGGGGCAGUAUACACAUCAGCCAAAUGUGAAAAAAAUGAAGAUCAACAUGUUUUCGUUUUGUUUUUUUGUCAUUGCUUUAGGUUCUUUCGUUUCUCUGUGUUUGUUGAUCCAACAACAGAAAAAGAAGAAUGCUGUUCUGUGACAUACUGCUUCUUCUGAUGCCCCUUCUCUCUGAAGUGUGUGUGUGUGUGUGUGUUUGGGAGAGUGUCUGUGUGUGAGAGAGUGUUUGUGUGUGUUAGUGUGUAAAAAGGAGGAAGAGUUGGUUGAAUGUUUGUGUUGUGUUUUGAGUGCAAGCGAAGAUUGAGUUGAUUGAGUGUCUUAAGGUGUCAUUUAUCUGAAUGUUAAGAAGAGGCAGAGCAAGGGGUCUUUGGCCAUAAAGUUCAGAACUGAAUAUUUAGUUCUUAUUUAAGAUUAAAACAACAACAUGGAGAUAUGACUAUGUAUUAUGUUAUAAUGUGAUGAUAAAAAAAACUGUUAAGAAGAAUAUGUAUUCUGUUACUAUGUAAUAAAGUAAAAACAUGGGUUUCUUCUCUGCCCCUUCACAUGGGAAUUAAAAUAAGCUUUGUUAUGCCUGAAAA
This is a messenger RNA of Sardina pilchardus (European sardine), 4716 nucleotides long. It is a transcript of the gene rnf6, whose product is annotated as ring finger protein (C3H2C3 type) 6. The transcript has 5 exons. The record is from RefSeq and is a predicted model, not a curated record. Gene Ontology annotation, biological process: positive regulation of DNA-templated transcription; protein ubiquitination; ubiquitin-dependent protein catabolic process. Gene Ontology annotation, cellular component: cytoplasm; nucleoplasm. Gene Ontology annotation, molecular function: ubiquitin protein ligase activity. Bases 72 to 2384 code for a protein of 770 amino acids. Lineage: Eukaryota; Metazoa; Chordata; Actinopteri; Clupeiformes; Clupeidae.